This is a messenger RNA of Radiomyces spectabilis, 2427 nucleotides long. RefSeq lists its product as uncharacterized. The transcript is spliced from 10 exons. Gene Ontology annotation, molecular function: protein binding. The record is from RefSeq and is a predicted model, not a curated record. Bases 377 to 2227 code for a protein of 616 amino acids. NCBI's taxonomy places the organism in Eukaryota, Fungi, Mucoromycota, Mucoromycetes, Mucorales, Radiomycetaceae.
UUAAAACAGCAAAUACAGCCCGUUGUCAUGUCGCCUGCAGACAGUGCGACUGAUUUGCGAGUCUGUCACGCCGAUGAUAUUAGACGACCUUCCGAUGGCACUUUGGGCGAUACCAGCGAAUCCGACGGCCGGUUAUCCUUGGAAACACCCAGCUCCGGCCACGGCAACGAUUCGUCAGAAACAGAAGGCACAGUAGUGGAUGAAGAGGUUCAGCCUAUCCCCGAUCAACAGAGUGUUUCCAAUCCUGGCAAAGCCCAGGAUAAAUACGAGGACGAAAUCCUUGAUCUGCGGUUCAACAAUGCCAACUGUGUAGCGCUCCGAUCAGUGGACCUGAAAGACGUCGAGCCCAACCUUCUCAAUCCUCGAGAGCAGGAGAAUGCCGACGAGCGUAUUUUGGUCGCCAUCCACCACUUGUUCAACAAUCAAUUCACGAAAGCAAAAUGCAUGUUUGACAGACAAGCAGCCACCGACCCUCUUCACGCUCUUGGUUUGGGAUCCAUGGCGUUUCUUAAAGGUAAGCACAAUGAAUAACCAAACAACACAGAAUGCGAUUGAAGUGUUAAUGUCAGCUUACGAUGUAGCCACGGCUCAAAUCAAUGGGGCAACCAAGCGAACGAUGGGCGACACCGUCGUACGCUAUUUCACCAACUACUACAAUUCCAUCAAAUUCAAUGCCAGACGCACAGGCCUUCCAGCGAGCCCCAAGCCGGCUACACACACCAGCUUGGAAAAACACAAAAUCACAUUUAUUCCCAACGGCGUGCUUCGUGCUCAUGUUGCUAAAGCUGAAUGCUGUCUGCAAAUGGCUAUUCUGAAUUUACUUCAGGAAAACGUCGUCGGUUACAUCAAAUGUGGCCUUAAUAUCAAACGUGCCUAUUCCAGUUACAGUGUUGUGUGGCAAGAGUAUAAGCGUAUGGGCCAGUUAUACAAUGAUUUCAUAGACCACGAUACGGUGUCAGGCAUUCAAUUCGGCAUCGGUACGGUCCAUUUAGUAUUGGCCUCUUUACCACAAAAAAUUUUGCGUAUUGUCUCCUCCUUUGGUUGGAAGGCAGACAAGCAUUUAGGGUUCGCCUUAUUGAAACUUUGCUUGGAAGAACGACGUAUCAGAUCGCCUAUGGCGUCGCUCAUGCUCCUCGCAUAUUACACUAUCUUGACCUCACACUGCCCGCAGAUCCUGGCUAAAGAAUAUACCCAACCUGCCAUUGAAACAUUACUAGAUGCACAGCGAUCCUAUCCUAAUUCUGCGUUUUUCUUGUACUUUGCUGGGCGCACAUCACGCUUGGCCCGCAAUUUAUCGCUGUCGACGCAAUCCUUUAUGUACGCUAUUGAGAUUAGCAAAAAUGAAUGGGCCGAGGUCGAAGUCUUGCAUCUCUGUAGCUACGAACUGGGUCUCAAUUAUAUGAUGCAGCAUAAUUGGGAAGAAGCAGGAGUCCUAUUUGAGCAGUUAUACAAAGAAAAAUAUUGGUCGCCUGCGAUCUUCCGAUAUCUGCAUGCAGCUUGUCUCGAGAUGGUCGGUCUCCACACAGAAGCGAUCCUUGCUUUUGCCGAAAUCCCUGAAUUGGUUGGAGGAAAGACAAACUCAAGCACUGCUGCCACGGAACAGUAUGUGCUGAGCAAGGUCAAGACUUUCCAAGCAAGCGGUUAUCAAGAUAUGGACAUGUCCCUUUGUGCUCUGGAAUAUCUCUACAUACUGAAUGCAUUCGAUUUCAUGGACGAUCAACUACUGCAACAGAGCCUGGCACUCACAGAGCAAGCGCUUAAUCGCAUUCUUGAAGCGGAAAAAAUGGAGUAUGGUAUCCGUACACGAGAGCUCUUACCAGAGACGCCGCCCCCAGAAUAUUUUGAUCAGCGCGGAGCCUUGCUUCUAUUGAAAUCAUCUAUCCUAAACGCAAUGGGCCGUCAUCAAGAAUCCAUCAUCCAUUUGAACUGGGUUAUUGAUCACAAGGACAAGAUAGAAACCGAUAAAUGGAUCGUGCCCUUUGUCUUUUGGGAGGCGGGUAUCACUGCAUGGAGCCUGGAUAACAAAAGUCGAGGACGCGCCUUCUGGGAAACGGCCCUCAAAUAUUCCAAAUAUGACUUUGAGUAUCGACUCGCAGUGCGGCUCAAUCUUGCGCUCACACGAGCUAACGAGCUCGGCAUCUCAUCCUAUGAAACCACAGCAUCUCCUUUGCAAAUGAGAGACAGCAGCGUAUCUCAGCCCAACGAAACUGAACCAAGUGAAUCAUAAUUUUCUCAUCACUAAUAAUAUUUUACAAUAUGUACGAUAGACAUUCUGCAUAGGAUCUGUUCUUCCUAUAGAGAAAAGGAACACAUUUUAUAUACGUUUUUCAGCAUCAAGCUUUUUUUUUUUUGGAUUACACCAUGAUAUUAAAGAUGGAGAUAUUGGUAAUUUCUAAGUGACGAAUCGUUGCCAGUGUAUUGGUCUUG